GAGGCAGCCAAAUCACAGGAAACAAUAAUAACACAAAAAAAAAAGAAAAAAAGAGGAAGAAACUAAUCAAUCAAUCACCAUGGGGAGGUCGCCUUGCUGUGAUGAGAGUGGCCUCAAGAAAGGCCCUUGGACUUCUGAAGAAGAUGAUAAACUCAUCAACUACAUAAAAAAGAAUGGCCAUGGCAGCUGGAGAGCCCUCCCUAAACUUGCAGGUAUUUAACAUAUUAAUCAUGGUCAUUUCUCUAUAUAUAUUUUGUAUAAAACUUCACAUUCCGAUCAAGUUUUUUUUUUUUUUUUUUGAUGAUGGUGAUGAAUUUCGGCCUCCAGGUCUUAAUAGAUGUGGAAAAAGUUGUAGACUUCGUUGGACAAAUUAUCUAAGACCUGAUAUCAAGAGAGGAAAAUUCACCCCCGAAGAAGAACAAACCAUCCUCAAUCUCCACUCUGUCCUUGGAAACAAGUGGUCUACUAUUGCUACACAUCUUCCUGGAAGGACAGACAAUGAGAUAAAGAAUUUCUGGAAUACUCAUCUGAAGAAGAAGCUGAUUCAGAUGGGAUUUGAUCCCAUGACUCAUCGUCCUCGAACCGAUAUCUUUUCAAGUAUACCUCAUCUCAUAGCUCUGGCUAACCUUAAGGAACUCAUGGAACACAAUUCAUGGGAGAAACAAGCUGUUAGAUUGCAGAACGAAGCUGCAGCUCAAAUGGCUAAGUUUCAAUACUUGCAAUAUCUCCUUCAACCUCCAUCAUCAAUGUCACCUGCAGCUUUCUCUAAUAACAAUAUUAUUAGCCCUUCAAAUGUCAACAUCCCAAAUGAUUUUGAUACUUUCGAUCUCCUAAACUCACUCUCAAAAGAUAGUACUCUUCCAUUGUUAAUGGAACCUUCUUCAAUCAAUAAUAUUCCAUCAUCUUUCAUGAAUACUUCCAAUAAUAACUCUACUACUACCAUUCAACCAUCAAUCCAUGAUUCCAUCCCUUUCUCUCAUUUGCCUGAUUUGGAGUCUUGUCUGAUCAGUAAGGAUAAUAUGGUUCAAACCUCUAACUUUUCAGUCCUUUGUAGUACUCAAGGUGAAAAUUCACCGACUUCGCCGUGGCGGCUUCCGACCUCCGACGACUUAUCUCCGGCCACCUCCUCUCCUCCUCCGGCCAUUCCACCGGUCACAAACACCGGCGGUGACGAUUGCAGCGCGUCGAGUUAUGAAGGUGGUCCAUCAUCACCAUCGUCCAUUUGGCCUGAACUCCUACUUGAUGAUCCUUUAUUUCAUGAGCUUGCUUAAUAAUUUAUAUAUAAUUAAUACAUAUUUUUAUAAUUUGUGAGGUUUUUAUUAAACCCUUCCUCCACCAUUUUCUUUUUUCCUCUUGGGUUGUCUUGAUAGUAUAUAGAAGUAUUGUCAUAGUUUUUUACGCAUAAAGUAUACGAUUUACGAUCAUAUACAUAUAUAUAUGACAUUAUUCUCCCAGCUACAUGUUAGUUUGUGGUGAGUUUUUUUGUACAUAAAGAUUCUGAGUAAUUAAUUAAUGCAAAGGUAUUAAAAGC
This is a messenger RNA of Oldenlandia corymbosa var. corymbosa, 1531 nucleotides long. NCBI's taxonomy places the organism in Eukaryota, Viridiplantae, Streptophyta, Magnoliopsida, Gentianales, Rubiaceae. The record is from the annotation of a GenBank genome assembly.